UAUCGUAAUCAUACAAUUGUAUUAUGCUACUAUUGAAAAAUUAUUUUUUCAGAUAUCACUUAUUAAAUCUAAAAUGCAGGUAUCAAAAUUAAUCAUAGCAGAUAAUCAAUCUAAAUUCGAAUAGUUUCAAAUUUGUUCAGUAUUAAAAUCAGUGAGAGAAAAUAUAUAUAUCUGAAACAUUUCUAUUAGCAGUUGAUAAAAUUUCGCAACUUGCACUUAUUUAUCGCUAUUUCAUGCGUCAAAAUGCAGUCAUCACAUUCUUUUCCUUUUAAAACGAACAAAAAAUAUAAUUUUUCAGUGAAUUUUUAUAGUAAAAAGACAGAAAUGUCCGGAAUAUGCUAAUGUUACGACAUUUAAAAUUUCAUAACAUAUUCCACUUACAUGUAUUAUAAAAAUACAUCUCCUUCAAUACAAAAUCACAACUAUACAGCUUACAGUCGUAUAUCGUUUGAAAAACAGUAAUACCAAACUUUCGAACACUUAUGCGUAAUUGCAGCUUUCCAUCUCCUCUGUUUACCUUGCGGAACUGGCUACUAGUUGUUGUAAAUAUUCCAUGCUAUAGUUCCAGACGCGCCUUUUUUUCAGUCAUAUUGAUCGAUUUCCAAGUGUAGCUGCAAAUAAUAGUAGAGUUGCAGAUGCACGCACGCAAUAUCACGAGCUUAAGCUCAGCGACAUACAAUCAAUACACUUGAACUGUGGUAAACAGUCGUUCUCGAUCCGCCCGCGAAUAUGCAUCUUUCCGUUCGACAACCACGGAAUACAAACUACGAGGAAGACAUCGUUUACGUGACGAAACACAACAAAUGGGUUCUGAGUACCAUCGGCAUGUGGCCCACUGUAGUAAAAGGAAUCAGAAAAUUUGUACCAAAAAUUAUAAUAGGUCUGAGUAAUUUCGUAUCGUCUUUGAACGUACUGCAAUUUAUACUACACAUUAUACUGGAAGAGAAGAACCCUACAUUAAAAGUGAGAUUCUUAGGCUUGAUUUGUUUUGCUUCAACCAAUCUGAUGAAGUAUUGGGCUCUGAUAGCGCGCAAAUCGAAUAUCGAAUACUGUAUCGAACAGGUGCAGAUAGAUUGGAAGCAAGUAGAUUUCCAAAGAAAUCGCAUACUGAUGUUAAAAUACGGAAAGAUGGGACGAGAUCUGACCAUAUACAGUGCCGUGUUCAUGUAUGGCUCUGAAAUGUUGUACAUUACAAUCAUGCAAUAUGCAUUGGGAUCAAUGCUGAAGGAAAAUAAUCGUACAACCAGAGUGCUAGUAUACCCUACCUAUAGUGGAUUGCUCGACGUCCAAAGAAGUCCCAUCUACGAAAUCGUGUACGUUCUCCAAUGCUUGUGCACACUUUUGUUCAACUCCGUGACAGUUUCGUGUUGUGGAUUGGCUGCGCUUUUUGCAACACACGCCUGUGGACAGAUUGAUAUCGUUAUGUCUCAAUUAGAUGACCUGGUCGAUGGAAAAUUCGCCGAGAAAAAUUCUAGUCCGAACACUCGACUGACGGAAAUCGUAAAACAUCAUAUAAAAAUUUUAAAAUUUUCUACUAUGAUUGAGACGGUUCUGCAGGAAGUGUGCUUUUUCGAAUUCGUUGGUACCACGUUGGUAGUAUGCUUCCUCGAAUAUUAUUGUCUAACGGAUUGGCAAAGCAAUAAUAAAAUUGGUGUGGCAACAUACUCGAUGCUACUGGUAUCCUUGACGUUCAAUAUGUUCUUGUUAUGCUACAUUGGUAAUCUUCUACUUGAAAAGAGUUCUGACAUCGGAAUAUCUUGCUAUAUGAUUGACUGGUACCGCUUACCACCUAAAACAGUUCAAGAUCUUAUGUUGAUCAUCGCUAUGUCGAACACUCCAGUGAAAAUUAGCGCCGGCAGAAUAUUUCUUUUAUCCUUGCCUACUUUCGGAAAUAUUCUAAAAACAUCAUUCGCGUACUUAAACUUCGUUCGGAAUGCCACUAUGUAAUGAUUUAAUAAUUAUUCCGUUAUUUUCGUAUAUUCACUUAUGGAAUAGUAAAUAAAGAAAUAUAUUGUAAAAAUGUUUGUUGCUA
Molecule: messenger RNA, 2032 nt
Organism: Bombus huntii
Lineage: Eukaryota; Metazoa; Arthropoda; Insecta; Hymenoptera; Apidae
Exons: 6
Coding region: 730-1947 (405 amino acids)
Biological process (GO): detection of chemical stimulus involved in sensory perception of smell; sensory perception of smell
Cellular component (GO): plasma membrane
Molecular function (GO): odorant binding; olfactory receptor activity
Source: RefSeq, a predicted model, not a curated record